AUGGCCAGUGACUCACAUCGAGUGCACAUGGCAGACAAGCCUCAUUGUUGCCAAGUGGCACCACGUGGACAUUGUUCAGUGCACUGUGCUCGCAUCGAAGAUGUCCUAUACUCCCAGCGCAAAGGAAAGACAAACAAAGGUGCUCAACGUUGGCGUUGUAAGACCUGUGGAACUAAAUGGACUUCCAAAGGACUCAUCCCACCCAUCGUCCCUGAUACUUUAUCCAACAUUGGAUAUGGAAGUGGACCAGAGGAUCUUAGUAUGGAGAUGGCAUCACGUGCAGGUCGUCCAUUCAAGAAAUCUAGAGUGAUCGAUCAGAAUAGUGCCUCACCCUCUGGAUUCAGCUCAUUGUUUGGCCAGAGUCCACCAGAGUCCCCAAUGUCAUCUCCACCUUCACCUUCAUCAUCAAUGAUGUCUGCAGUGCCAUCAGGUCGUUCAAUGAGUUGUUCAGCAUACUCUGUUCCAUCACUCUCACAGUCCUCUAGUUUGGGUGGAGUUGGACCCACCAAGCCUGUUGUAAUGGUCGGUGGCCCUGGAAAUAACAACAUCAUCAUCAACAACAACAACAACAAUAGACCACUUAGUUACUCAUCAUCACAAGUCCAACAGAUGUCCAUGUCCAGCUCGUCUGUUCCAGUGAGUAGCCAUGGACGUCCAAUGACCCGCCUGCAGUCCAAGUCCCUGGCGGCAUCGACCAACAACUCGCCAACAGUCAACACACCAUCACCCAUCAAUACGAAGCCCAAGAUGGUCCAGUCCCAUUCAACAUCCAAGUUGCCCUACAUCCAAACUUCACCAUUCAACAACAACAAUCAACCGCCUCAACAACAACAACAUCAACAACAAUCAUCAUUGUCCCGAUCUACAACGGGAACUAAGUCAUCAUCAAUUCACAAGGAUGGCACGAGAUCCCUAGCCGACCCAUUCGGCAUGUCUGACUCACCACAGACCUGGUCACGAUCACCAUUUGCCAUCCACAAUGCACAUGGCGCGCCAUUCGUGCCGUCCAACUCGAUCAUCGAGUGUCUGCAGCGUGCUAUCCACUCAAUGUCUGUGUUCUCCAACGAGAUCUCGGCAGAGAACCGAGUGCGUCUGUGCCACUUCUUCACCAUCUUAUCCGCACCCAGCAGUGAGUCUCAUUACAACAGCCCUGCCACCAAGAACUUGCUGUCGGCCAUUGACGGACCCCUGUUUACCAUCGCCAAGAACUACCAGACACUGUAUCAGCGCAUUAGUCGCCAUCACUCUGCGAUGGAGGACAGUCUAGUGCCAUUGGGCGAGGUAUUCUUUGAUGAGAAUGAGGUGGCAUCAUUCCUAGAGUACAUGGAUAGGUACCAACCCCUGGAAGAGAUAUUCGAGGCCAUCCUCCAGGAGGUAACACUACAUCGCGAUGCACUACAAGGCAAGAAGGACUCAAUUGAGGCCUCAUUCAAUGAUCCAACUUUAUUGAACAAUCUAAUGUCCGCGUCAACUUCAGGAGGAUCCGACACCAACAUGGAGCACACUCGCAAUGAGACCAUCCGCAUACUUGACUCGUUGGCACCCCUAGAGUCCACUCUCACAAACAUUGAGGGCCGAUUCAGAGCCGUGCAGAAGGAGCUCAACUUUGUUCAAAAGGUACAGAGUCUCAUGGAGUUGUUGUACUCGAUCCAUAUUCAAACAUGGAAGGCCAUCAUUGACAAGCAUCAACGAAUGAUCCAGAACUACAUCAUCGAUGUCAUCCAGCAGACCCUAUGCAACGCCGACCGCAUGUCAUUCGCCUACAAUGUGCUGAGGUCUAUGAACCAGGGCAGCAAUAGACGAGGUGAUCCCGAUCUCGAUCAAUCACUCAUCGACAGUACCAACCCUUUCGUACUGCGUCUGACUGACCUGCUCAGCAAGUAUGAGUCCAAUCGCAUACGAACUGGUGGUCAUGCCUCGGCCAUUGUUGACCGCAAGGUGCUCGCAGUCUACCACUCUCAAUGCCUGGAUCACUCUGUGCCUGAAGACCACCCCGAGUCACCCAAGAGAUUGACCGCGGUCAUUCGUGCCAUCAAUGAGUUUUCCAAGCAGACCGAUCGCCUGGUCAUCAAGAGUGACCCUGACGAGGUGAACGAUAAGUGGAUACUGACUGUACACUCAGCUGACUACUUGAGACAGCUUGACGAGAUGACCGAGAAGCUGGACCACAACGAGAUCAGAGCACUCAGUGCCAACGAUGGUGCCACCCAAGUUGGUGGAGCAAUCCAAUUCUCCCCAGUCACCGACACUGAAGAUGGAGACACAUUCGUCUCGAAGCAUUCACUCAAGGCAGCCAGACGUGCAGUUGGUGCUACCUUGUGUGCGGUCGACCAGGUUAUGAAGGGUGCAGUCACCUCGGCAUUUGUAGCUGCUCGCCCACCAGGCCACCAUGCAGGUCGCGAGGGACUGACAUCGGGAACCAACUCACAGGGCUUCUGUCUGCUCAACAAUGUAGCCAUCGCGGGCAAGUAUGCCCAACUCAAGUAUGGCGUGGAGAAGAUAGCCGUCGUCGACUUUGACGUGCAUCAUGGCAAUGGCACCGAAGAGGUACUGGUGGGUGACCCAGGCUUCCUCUUCCUCUCCAUCCACAUGUUUGAGGAAGGCUUCUAUCCGGGCAGUGGCGGAGGCAAGUGUCACGGAGUGAUCCUGCCCAGUGGUGCCGUGCCGGCAAACGACCCUCAUCAACAGGACGAUCCCAACAUGGGCGCGCCAGCCAACAACAUUGUCAACAUCCCGCUCGACCCCAAGAGCACGGCCAACGCCUUCCUCAAAGCAUUCUCAAUCAUCAUCGACAAGCUGAACGAUUACCAACCCGACCUGCUACUUAUCUCUUGCGGUUUUGACGCGCACAUCGACGACCACCUGGCGUCGCUCUGUCUGCUCGAGGAGAACUACAUCGAGAUCACACGAUUGUUGCGCCAGGUAGCCGACCGCUGGUGCAAUGGCCGUCUUAUCUCUGUGCUCGAAGGUGGAUACAACAUAUCAGCCUUGAAGCAAUGUACUAUAGCGCACUUGACUGCAUUGACAGAGGAUGACAAUCAAUAA
This is a messenger RNA of Acytostelium subglobosum LB1, 3045 nucleotides long. RefSeq lists its product as hypothetical. Bases 1 to 3045 code for a protein of 1014 amino acids. The transcript is spliced from 2 exons. NCBI's taxonomy places the organism in Eukaryota, Evosea, Eumycetozoa, Acytosteliales, Acytosteliaceae. The record is from RefSeq and is a predicted model, not a curated record.